AUGGAAUCAUCAUCAUCUUCUACGAUUGGGAUACAGGGGACAUGGAGUCUUGGUACAUGGAAUAACACGGAGAUGGUGUGUCAAGAACAACCAGGUUUUUUGGAAAGCAAAAGCAUAUAUUCAGAUCCAUAUUAUCCUCAUACUUCUGAAAAUUCAACUUGCCUUUUGCUUCUUUGUAUUAUUUUAUUCGUCGUUGCCUUAACAUCCUACUUGCUUAAACCGCUUGGCCUCCCUUUGUUAUCUAAGAUGUUCGGAGGUCUAUUUGUGAUUGGACUAUUAUACUCAAAAAAUAUCCUUCAAUUCCAAUCCUUACUCCAUCCAACAAUCACUCAUAUACUAAGAACCUUCUCCUAUUUAGCAUUCAUAUUCUAUUCAUUUAGUCUAGGAGUGGAAACCAACAUCGGUGCCUUAUUCAAAAAAGUGAGCCUAAAAACAUCAAUCAUAAGUAUUACAAGUCUAAUAGCUUCUUUAGGACUUAGUUACAUAGGAUUCAAACUCAUGAACCUAACACAACAAAAAGAUGGACUAACUAGAAUGAUGAUCCUUAACGCACAAAACUUUUUCAUGGUUACAUGCAACCACGUAAACGAAAUAGGCAUAAGUAACACUGAAUUAGGUCGUUUAGCUUGCGCGAUUUCUCUGCUCCUCGAUUUUUUUGGCUUCAUCUAUACUUUUAUCGUAUUCAAUGUCAUGAUGCCUAUACGUGAUGGAGAUAUUUGGCAUCCGAUCUCAGUUUCAGGAACUUAUAUUAUAAUGUUCGCAGUUUGUAGACCGUUAGUAAUCCAUCUUACAAGUUUUACACUCGAAGAAAGUAAUGUUAAAGGGACUAAUUUCUUAACAAUUAUGAUGAUUGUUCUUGGGUUAUCUUUUCUUACUAUACAAGCUCGGCAACCUCUAGCAAUUUUCUUAUUUGGGUUCUUUUUACCACAAGAGCCAUUAGCCUCGAUUUUGGCAGAUAAAUUAGAUGCUAUAACUUCUUAUGUUUUCUUCCCAAUAUUUUGUGCAAUGCAUGGGUUAGAAGCUGAAUUUAAUUCUAUUAAUAGCAAGUCUAUUUCAUUGGAGAUGUUUAUAUUGUUAGGGAAUGUUGGCAAGUUUUUUGGAACUCUUGUUCCUUCUAUGUUAUAUGGUGUUCCUCUUUGGACUGCUCUUUCCCUUUCUAUCAUCUUGACUUGUGGUGGCUUGCUUAAUAUUGUUAUGAUGGGCCAGUUUCGUAGUGAGGGGAUAUUGACAGGAGAACAAUACACAGUAAUAUCAGUCCACACUCUAAUCUGCACAGGAGCUUUCUUACCUCUAAUAAGGUACAUGUAUGAACCAUCAACUCAUUACUCAACAAUCAUAAGACAGGGCGUUCUUACAGCAGCACAAACAGGCACAUUACAAGUCUUAGCCUGCGUUUACAAAGAUGAAAAUCUACCAGGAAUUUUACGCCUCUUAGAAUCCUUCCACCCUACACACGAAAAACCGAUACCAAUCUUCGCCCUACAACUCAUCAACCUCGCCACUGACCGUGUCUCCCUCCCUGUCCUCGCCCCGUUCCAUAAACUCCAAUCCUGCAGUACAUUUGUCUUAUAUCUUACUCGUUGCAAUCGUAUCGUUACAUCCACACUAGCCUUAGAGCGCAGGACACAUGGUGCAGCUCGACUACAACACUAUAUAUCCUUGUCCUCAUACACGGUUAUGCACAAUGAUAUAUGUAAUCUAGCCCAUGAAAAGGGUGUAAAUCUUAUUAUUGUACCAUUUCAUGUGCAACACACGAACGAAUUCCUACAAGGAUGGACUCAACACUCAAGUCAGUCUAUAAGAGACGUCAAUAAAUUAGUACUAGAUAAAUCCCCGUGCAGUGUUGGUAUAAUAAUUGAUCGAGGUGAUCCUAAUGUUACCCACCUAAAAAACUUGUACCAGGUUGCAAUUUUUUUCAUAGGAGGGAAAGAUGAUCAUGAAGCUCUUGCAUAUACAACAAUUUUUAUUAAUCAUCCAAGCAUUCGGUUGACAGUUAUAUGGUUGAAGCAUAGGAUAUCUGAAGGUAACAAGUGUGAAGAUUAUGAAGUAAUUCAAGAUUUUCAUGAUAGAUGUAAUGAUAAUGAAAGGGUUACAUUUCAAGAAAUGAUAGUUAGGGAUGGUGCAGAAACAACUGAAAUGGUUGUAAGUAUGAAAGAUGAUAUUGAUUUAGCUGUAGUUGGGAAGUACCAUGAGCCAAUGUGUGCUCCAUUGUUUGGGCUUUCGGAAAGGUGGUGUGAGUAUCCGGAGUUAGGGAUUUUUGGUGAUAUGUUGGUAACUCCUGAUUUCGAUUUUUCGGUUUUGGUUGUGCAACAAGAACCUCAUAGGACUAAAAAAAGUGAAGAAGAAGAAGAUAAUGAUGAUUGA
Amaranthus tricolor (Joseph's coat) is the source of this 2364-nucleotide messenger RNA. Its product is annotated as cation/H(+) antiporter 14-like. The transcript has 3 exons. Gene Ontology annotation, cellular component: endomembrane system; membrane. Gene Ontology annotation, biological process: regulation of pH; proton transmembrane transport. The coding region runs from base 1 to 2364 and encodes 787 amino acids. The record is from RefSeq and is a predicted model, not a curated record. Lineage: Eukaryota; Viridiplantae; Streptophyta; Magnoliopsida; Caryophyllales; Amaranthaceae. Gene Ontology annotation, molecular function: antiporter activity.